AAACAUGAAAGUAUUCAUUCUAUUGGCUUUGGCGCUAUCCGCCGUCUCUGCGGAGUUCUUGAAACAAGUACAUCCCAAGGACUUACCCAAGUCGACCAAAAUCGAGGGACGUAUCGUCAAUGGCUAUCCAGCCACCGAGGGCAAGGCUCCCUACGCCGUUGGCCUGAGCUUCAAUGGUGAAUGGUGGUGCAGUGGUUCCAUCAUUGCUCACGACUGGGUGCUGACUGCUGCUCACUGCACGCACGAUGCCAGCUCAGUGACCAUCUACUACGGUGCCACCUGGCGCACUAAAGCCCAGUUUACCCACCAUGUUGGCAGCAGCGAGUUCAGACAGAACCACAACUGGCCCCAUGAGAACGGCAAUGACAUCGCUCUGAUCCGCACUCCCCAUGUCGAUUUCGGGCACACGGUCAACAAGGUGGAGCUGCCCAGCUUCAACGACCGCUACGACAUGUACGAUAACUCCUGGGCUGUUACCUGCGGCUGGGGUGGUACCUAUACUGGUAGCCCACUGCCCGACUGGCUGCGGUGCGUCGAUCAGCAGAUCAUCAGCAAUAGCAAGUGCUCCCAAAGCUAUGGAGGCCUCAAUGAUGGCAUCCUCUGUGUUUCCACAACCGACGGAAAGUCCACCUGCAGCGGUGACUCUGGUAGUGCAUUGGUCCUCCAUAACGGCCACAAAUUGGUUGGUGUUGCCUCUUUCGUUACCAGUGGAGAUUGCUCAUCUGGCGCCCCAGAUGGAUUCACUCGUGUCACCCAUCAGUUGGAGUGGAUUCGCGACAACUCUGGUGUUGCUUACUACUAAACUUUCUAAUAAAUGAUAUUACAAUGAGCAAGAAUUGGUAUUUUGAUAAGCAUGGAAAAGUCGAAGUUUCAAUUUACUGAUCACUUCUUCUAAAGUUCGAACAACAAU
Molecule: messenger RNA, 910 nt
Organism: Drosophila montana
Lineage: Eukaryota; Metazoa; Arthropoda; Insecta; Diptera; Drosophilidae
Product: serine protease 1-like
Exons: 1
Coding region: 5-802 (265 amino acids)
Biological process (GO): proteolysis
Molecular function (GO): serine-type endopeptidase activity
Source: RefSeq, a predicted model, not a curated record